AUACAUGAAUUCGAAGUCCUAAAUUUUGAAUUUUAAUUUUCACAAAUUAAGAUUUUGUUUUUUCGCGCCAUGGGACGUUAUCGAUUACAGAUAGCGCUGCUCCGUCAACAGUUUCCUCGAUUCACUGUGAGACGGCAGCAUAAGUCGCUUCACAUAUUUUCGCAAAACGUGCCGAACUCCAAUUCUAAAAUUAAUUUCCAUCAAUCCGCAUUCUCUUCAUAAAAUAAUUCAUUGUAUUGUACAUAUUUUAACGCGUACUAAACUGUUCCUUUAAUGAAAACUAAAUAUGACGGAUCCUAACCUAUCUCGCGAUUUCCUGAACGCAUGUCAAAAUGGUGACUUAUCGAAAGUAGAAGCACUGGUAUCGAAACACCAGGUGCAAGACUGGACCCUCUUCCGGCACUCGACUUCCGGUGACACCGCGUUACACGUCGCCGCGCGCGAGGGUCAUUUGAAUAUCGUUCGAUACUUGUGCGAGGCUUUCGAUAAACCCAAUUUCAGAAUCGAUGUUGCGAACAAAGAUAUGAAGAGGCCGCUUCACGAGGCGGCACAAUUUGCGCGCAGCGAUGUUUUAAAAUAUUUAAUCGAGAAAGGUGCGACUGUGGAUUGCUUGAAGCGCGCCGAUUGGACUCCUCUGAUGUUGGCCUGCACGAAAACCGGAAGUCAUGCGCACGAGUGUAUUGCAACACUCUUGAAUGCAAAAGCCAAUCCAUUUUUACGAAAUAAAGACGGGUGGACGGCACUGCAUAUGGUUUGUCGUUCUGGAGAUGAAGUUGCGUUUGAUUUGUUGGUGAACGAAUCAAUUAAAUGCAUUGAUGAUCGAAGUAAUAAUGGACGUAGCUCGAUGCACAUUGCUGCAUUUCACGGUCACGAGGGUAUAAUCGAUCGCCUAGCGGCGCUAAAUUCAAAUUUUCUGAACUCGCGAGAUUCUUCAGGGUCUACUCCUCUUCACGAAGCGACCAAGGCGGGUUAUUUAAACGUCGUGAAACAAAUUAUACAGCUGGGAGCUGAUGUUCGAGCUACGGAUAACGUUGAUCAAACUAUAUUACACGUGGCUGCUCUGACUGGGAAUACGGAAAUUGUUCGAUACAUUUUGGAUAAUAAUUUCAUCGAUAUACAUGCUGAGGCGUUGUUCAAUGUUACGCCUUUAGUCGCGGCUCGAAGAAGCAAUCAGUUAGAGACGAUUGAAUGUUUGAUGCAAUAUGGAGCUGUGAAAUAAAAUGAUUUUAAAUAACUACGGACAUUAAAAAUUGUGAAUUUCGAAACUUUCAAAGAUGCAUCACAAACGAGGGUCCCAAAAAUUAUUUUUAAAAGUAUCUCGAAAGAUUAAAAAUUUGUACUUUAUCCAUUACGAUGAAGUCAUAGAUUUUUGUAUAAUAAAAAGAUUUUAUUAUUUGAAUGCAUCAGUUUCAUCGGAGGAUACGGUUAAAGAAGCAAAGACGAGCCAGGAUAUUUUUAUUCAGAGAUUGGUACACAUUUAUUUAUCCUUUGUUCCUGUAUCAGACAGUCUUAAAGAAGCAUACAAAAAUGAAGAAACGGAGGCUCUUAGUAGAUCGGAGAUACCUAGAUAUUACAAUUCUUCUUGUUCGUUUUGUGUUCUUCCUUCUUCAUCUUCACGUGUUGUCUUCUGUUCAAUGUUGGUUCGUUCUUCGGUCUUCCAUUUCUGUUUCACUUGUUAAGCGUGCGCAGGCAGGCAAGGCAGGCAGGCAGGCAGGCGAUGAUUCACGGGGAACUUAUGCGCGUGAUACGUGCUAAAACGUGUCCGCGGUAAUUACCUUUUAAAUAUCACUUACAAACAGAGAACAUAAAUGGUAAGAUCACAGAAAUCUUCACGAAUUCUAAUCUGUGUGAAUCGCGCGACGGUUCGUAUCGAAAUUUCGCAGCUCUAACUGCCGUCUUUCGUGUCUUUGGGUAAAACGGUUUAGAAAAAAACGCCGAUUCGAAAAAUAUUCUGAUACUUUCAACGGAUGAAUUGGAUGGAUGGGAGAGAUGGUAGGAGAUGAUCGGUGAUUUACGAUGCUCACACGGAAUUAUUGAUUCUCUGCGAUCGGUUUUUUGCUGGCCAGUUACGUUGUACCGAUCUUUUUUCUUCUGCAAGCGAAACGAAAGGGUUGGCUAAAUAUCUCGAGGGUGGUUCGUUUGGAAACGCGUUUCGGCUGCAUGCAACAGAGAAAAAGUAAAGGAGAUAGAUCAGCACGCACGAUCGAAAGGAACAUCUCGAGAUUGGACAGGUGUACUCGAUCAGAGAGAAGAUCAACUUUAGCGCCUGGUUUCGUCGCGUGAAAGAGGAGAGGGGAGGGUGCAAGGAGGUAGGAGAGGAAGAAGGAUAUUUUAUAUUUAUAAAACGGCUAAGGAUAAAACAUGCACUGUAUAUCUGUUCGUCCGAUUAAUGUCGCACAUUUCCAUCUUCACGCUUCUUCCCUUUCGGUCGUUCGCUUACGAUUUUCCUCUCCUCUCUCCUGACACGUUCCUCUCGCAUUGAUAGCCUAACAAGUACUCCAUUCCAUAUAUUUACAUUCUCUCUCGCCUUCGUCCGAAUCUAUUUCUCAUCGUUCAUCUCCAUCUGUCGUUACUUCUCUUUAGUGGAGUUCGUUUAUAAAUAUCCAAUGAUUACUUGGGCUCUCUCGUUUAAUAGUUUUUUUGUUCGUUUUCUUUUACUUCCUCGCUUAGAUUUAUUUACACAUUAACUAAUUACGCUUGGGACUUAAGUUAAACCGCCUCACGCAUCCGCCAUCACGAUAAUAGUCACUGUAAUAUCCACUACUUACUAGUAACUUGUGUCUUAUCUAGUGUAUUCUUUUCUGUUUUUUUUCACAUCGAUCCUUUCGGUCGCCUCCCUCUCUCUCUUUCUCACGCACACACGACGCUCUCUCUCUCUCUCUCUCUUUCUCUCUUCUCGCACGUCUUUUUUUGUCCAUUUACAUUACAACGUGUUCAACAUGUACAAAGCCCUAUUUACAUUAUAUACACCUCGCUUCGAGAGUUUCCUGACGAUAACGUUCUCUCCUCCUCUUUCACACGCAACAAUCCUUUCAAAGUGACGUGACAAUGACGACAGUGUCCUCUUAUCUUCGAUGGCCCGCCGGUUACGCCGUUAUCGAUGCAAAGAAACGAAACUGAAGGAGCAAGUGGGAUGACAGAUAAAAGAAAAUAAUACGCGAAAUCGUAAAUCGAUUGCCUGUUCAUCGAUGUGUGCUAGGAAGUUGUCGCUACGUGGCUCGUGCACCUUAUUCGAUUACGAUUACUCGAAGGGAUGGAAUGUGGCUGCGUUUACGUUCAAUAAGGAAGAUGCAACACCUAUGGCACCACUGGCAUUUGAAUUAUUAUAUACAUUUACAUCGAACAAUUUUUGGAAAUAAAUCUCAAAUCAAAGUUACAGAAUUUUACAAUUUUCAGUGAAGUGCAUUUGCAAAUUAUAUAUUUAGCAACGCUAUAGGCAGCAUUUUAAAAACAAAAGAUUUUUAGUGGCUAUUAAUUUUGUUACUGUAUGUACUGCAAAGAAACAAAAGAGAAAACUUCCAAUAAUUUUAGUUUGUUACUAGUAGUGUCCCAUAGGGUAUUUUGUACCAACUUCCCUAAUCAUUUUGGUGGGCAAGACAUUUCGCUCUUACAAAAAUGAUAUAAAUCCCUGUCGCCUCGUGGACAGAUCGUCGUGGACGUUCGAGACGCGACGACACGCACUAUUUAACAAAAACAACUUCCAAAAAUUGAAAUUCGUCGGAACACACGCGUGGAACAAAUCCUAACCAGUUAAAACAACGUCGUCGCGUACCGUAACGUGUCUGUGAAUCGUUUCCGACACGGUAUUGAGCGAUCCGCGCGAGAGUCGUGGAUAUCGAGCAGUGCAAUUUGAAAAAGUGUGAAAACUUUUGAGAACUACUUAAGGACUAUUCAAUGUAUACUCUUCGUAGACUCGAUACCGUUCGACUGCGUUGCUCUAAUUGACCCGAGAGAUGCCUACCGCUUAUCGUGACGACGAAGGAAUGUAAAAGUGGAACGAAAAUGGCAACAACAAAGUGUAUGAAAUCAACAGUGUGAUUUUCAGUGACGAUACGCGACGAUCGUCCUCGGUUAUCUACGGAUAAAAAACGAGACGGCAGAAUUUCGUGGACUUGAAAGAAAUCACAUGUUCAUACACGCCUGAUACGGUACACGUUUUCGUUCUACCUUUAACAUCGUGGACAGAAACGGUUUCCAGAUGCUCGUUCUCCGUAUCUCGCUUGUGCGAAGGGUCUGAGGCAGCGAUGGGCAGAUCAAGUGCCCACUGAGAGGGUUAGAACACUGGUGUGCAAGCUUAGGGAGCCUAGGGACAACAAAGGAAUUGAAGAAUAAUCUAGAUCUAUUGAAGGUGUAGAAUCAAAAAAAGAAAGAUCUCAGGAAAAAUUCAGACUCUAUGAAGAGCCUAAGAAAAUGUAGGAAAAGAGCAAUCAUAUGGUAUCGUAAAUCCACGGAUUGAGAGCUUAAGAUGAAUUUAGAGAACCUCGUAGAGAAUAUGUAGGAAAAUAAAAUUAAAAGAAGAUGUCUAAGGAGAAGAAUAUCGGCAUUUUAACAAUCGGACAAAUACACCGCCUGCAGAUAACUCGCGAAUGCCCACUUGCACAUCCGUGCACCUCGUGGACACAGUUGCCCAGCACUGGUCUAAAGAAACCAGGAUAACCGCGAAUGGGUUCGCGCGAUGCCAGACUGAGCAAUUACGUUUCUUUUACAAGUCGGAGGAAACGUUCGCACGCUUAUUAGUAGCUGGUACCCUUAACGCUGAUUAUCGCUAUUUAUAAUUCGCCUAUAGAUUUAGUCGUCUUAACGUACAACGGUUUGCCGGAGAGAAGGAUCACGGCCGGCCCGGCUGAGCAGAGAAAUAAAUUAAACGAUGAAACGAUGUAAAAAGUUGUUGAACCAUGCAGAAGGUUGCGUUGAGUGAACUCACUGAGAGAAAUUUCGUCGAAAACAAGAUGGUUAAUAGGAAAAUUUGGCAGGCUUUUAUCUUGUGGGAACCACGGUUUUAAUGAGAGGAUGAAGAAGAAAAAAAUUGCAGCGAGUUGACUCAACGUGACUUUCUCCACUUACAUCGGUUCGAGAAGAA
Messenger RNA from Megachile rotundata (alfalfa leafcutting bee), 5080 nucleotides. Its product is annotated as ankyrin repeat domain-containing protein 16. Gene Ontology annotation, molecular function: protein binding. The record is from RefSeq and is a predicted model, not a curated record. Lineage: Eukaryota; Metazoa; Arthropoda; Insecta; Hymenoptera; Megachilidae.